Molecule: messenger RNA, 2148 nt
Organism: Trichobilharzia szidati
Lineage: Eukaryota; Metazoa; Platyhelminthes; Trematoda; Strigeidida; Schistosomatidae
Source: the annotation of a GenBank genome assembly
CAGUCGACGCAGGAACCCAUGAUAGCAUUGAGUCCGGAUAUACCAUCUUUCGUUUCAGCCUUCCAGUGGGAAAAUAUUAGAUACCUGGGGCUACAUUCCUUGGAUACCAUGGAGGGCUGUUUGAAUUCUGGCGGUUAGUCAAUAAGUCUCGUCUAUUCGAAAAGUUGGUUCUUUAAGGAUGGAGACGUGGGAACGUUCGUGUAGGGCUUCGACGCUGUCAUGGUGGUUCACCUGCGGCAGGAGAGGACAAAGUUGGUUGUCUUGGUGACUCUGCUCAAAGGUCUGGCAACAGUCGACGAGAAGGCAUCGUGGAAGAACUUCUCUGAGCAGUAUAUCUAGUAGUUUGAUAACCCGACAGACGGACAAGAAGCACUGCGGAAAUUUAGGAGCCUGAGAUUCGGUUCAGAUGAAGAUCCACUGAUCAAAACGGUAAGACUGUUGAGUAUUUUGCGGUGUGGCUGUCUACUUUGGACAUUGAUUCACAAUGAUGGUUGCUAGCAUCUCAGCUUGUUCCUAUCAUUGUCGUCCAACAGCUUUUGGUUAGUAAUUACAGCUCAUCUGGUGAAUGUCAAUAAACUGCCGUAUGUCGCAAUACGUUACACUGUGCGCUACUUGAAUCUUAUAUGUAUCAUAUGCUACAGUAAGGUAUCGUUUGUGGAAAUUUCAAUUGUAGGGAAGUCCCUGAUUGUGUGGGGCUGCAUUCUGGAGAAAACCCAACCCCAAGGUUAGCUCUGAAAUGAAUUCUCAUGCUUCUCUACCCCCACGGGCUUUUCACUCUCUUUGGGCCCCUACCCACUUAUGAAGUUAGGGCAAAGCAGUGAUGCCGGAGACAAACCUAAACAACACAUUGCCUCGCAGUCAAAUAACUGCAGUCUUCGGUGCUGGGCUACUCCCUAUUCACUUGCAGUUAGAAGGGGUUGGUGAUAUAUAAAUGUAUAAUUAUUAUUGACAUACAGACAAAAUAGAUUCCGUUAAUACACUGUGGGCCAUUAAGUCACUUUCCCACGUUAACAAUAACAAUAAUACACAGUAGCCCACCCUUCAAAUUUAAAUCUAAGUAAAUGAGUAGUAUUUCCACUUUUUUUCAGCCUAAAAUUAUGGCUCAAGCAUCUCAACAGAUUCAAUCUGCCACUGAAAAGUUGAUUGAAUCUCAACUAAUUAAAACAGCACAAGUAUUGGAAGAGACUUUGGAUGAACAAAUCAAUCGUUUGGAUAAUUUAAAUGAAGACGACUUAGAAGUAAUAAGACAACGUCGGAUUCAACAAAUGAAAGAAGAAUCAAAACAGCGUUCUGAAUGGUUGGCUGCCGGACAUGGUGUUUAUUCCGAACUAGCAAAUGAAAAAGAUUUUUUCGCUGCAUGCAAAACAUCAACAUUCGGUCUUGUUUGCCAUUUUUAUCGAGAGUCAACAUUUCGAUGUAAAAUUGUUGAUAAACACCUGGCUAUAUUAGCACCAAAGCAUAUUGAAUGUAGAAUGGUUAAGAUGGAUGCAGAGAAAUCACCCUUUUUAACAAAACGUUUAAAUGUACGAGUUAUACCAACAAUGAUACUUGUUAAAAAUGAACAGAUAUGUGAUCGUAUAAUCGGUUUUGAUGAACUUGGUGGUCAUGAUGAAUUUUCUACUGCUAUGCUGGAGUGGCGUUUAGCUGUUGGUAAAGUAAUUAAAUACACUGGUGAUUUAUCGCUCCCUCCUGAUGCGAGUAAAUUGACACCCGGUCUUUCGUCCAGCUCUAUUACAAAACGACGCGAAAAUAAAUCGGUGCGCAGUAAGUGUAUUGGGGAUGACGAUGACAGUGAUUAGUGAAGUAGUGUUGUUACUCUUUCUUUGUGUGUUUAUGUAUUUAAUUAAGAAAGAUGAAGAAUAUAUUGUUUGGAGGGAGUUGGGAAUGAUGUUCUCAUAUCCACAUAAGUUAACUUUUCUUUUGAACCUCAGGUUUAUUUUUCUUUUUUUAAAGGAAUUUUAAAUUGUAAUAAAGUAAUAUAGAUUGUGCUUUAUACAUGUAUGUAUUAAAACUACAUAUUUGUAUGUUUUGACUUUACUUCAUUUCCUUCAUUUUAUUCCCACAGUAUAAACAAUAAAGUAUGAGGUAACUGUGUGAUCAUUUGGUCUUUUUCUUCUAAUUUUUCAAGUGUAAUUACUAAGUGACUUU